Messenger RNA from Tripterygium wilfordii, 925 nucleotides. RefSeq names its product peroxiredoxin-2E, chloroplastic. Gene Ontology annotation, biological process: cell redox homeostasis; hydrogen peroxide catabolic process; cellular response to oxidative stress. Gene Ontology annotation, cellular component: cytoplasm. The coding region runs from base 105 to 791 and encodes 228 amino acids. The record is from RefSeq and is a predicted model, not a curated record. The transcript has a single exon. Gene Ontology annotation, molecular function: thioredoxin peroxidase activity. NCBI's taxonomy places the organism in Eukaryota, Viridiplantae, Streptophyta, Magnoliopsida, Celastrales, Celastraceae.
UUUCUCAGUUCUCUGAUUUCGCCCGUUUAAUUGCUCUCUCCGCCCAAACCGAAUCGCCAUUCACUCACUUCACACAGUUGAAUCUCUCUAUCCUCUCAAUCUCAAUGGCUGCCUCUGCCUCUCUCUCGGUCUCAAGACUCCUCUCCACUACCGCCCGUCUCCCUAUUUCCUCCGCCAGGUCCGCCGCCUCUCUCCUCCCCUACCAUAAACCACUUUCUUCAAAAUCGUCUCUCUCCUUCAAACCCCUUCCCCGUCUCAAACCCAUCAAAUUCUCCACCAAAACUACCUCCACCAUCACCGCCGCUAUCUCCGUCGGCGACAAACUCCCUGAAGCCACCCUCUCCUACUUCGAUUCCGCCGGAGAGCUCCAGACCACCACAAUCUCGUCACUCACUCAUGGCAAGAAGGCCAUUCUUUUUGCAGUCCCGGGAGCUUUCACCCCGACCUGCUCCCAGAAGCAUCUUCCGGGAUUCGUGGAGAAAUCCGCGGAGCUCAAGUCCAAAGGCGUGGACACCAUCGUUUGUAUAUCUGUCAAUGACGCUUUCGUCAUGAAAGCCUGGAAGGAAAACCUUGGAAUCAAUGACGAGGUUCUUUUGUUGUCUGAUGGGAACGGGGAUUUCACCAAGGCCAUUGGAUGUGAGCUCGAUUUGAGCGAUAAGCCUAUUGGACUAGGUGUGAGGUCCAGGAGAUAUGCACUCUUAGCAGAAGAUGGAGUCAUCAAGGUGCUGAAUUUGGAGGAGGGAGGUGCUUUCACUUUCAGUAGCGCCGAGGAUUUGCUCAAAGUGCUGUGAUUCUGGUGAGGCUUUUCUAGCAUUUUGUUGUUUAGGUUUUUACUCUUCCGUGUUGGUAAUAAAACGGAUGGAAUCCGUGUUGUAGGAUUUUGUUGUUGACUUGAUGAUAAUAUAAAAUCUCUGUUUUGUUGAUU